Porites evermanni is the source of this 1062-nucleotide messenger RNA. The record is from the annotation of a GenBank genome assembly. NCBI's taxonomy places the organism in Eukaryota, Metazoa, Cnidaria, Anthozoa, Scleractinia, Poritidae.
AUGAACAGUUCACUGUCGACUGGAAAUUCCUCUGAUGGCAUCCUACCCGAGUUACGCACCUAUCGCCACAUUGUGCUUAUGUCUGCGAUCAUGUUAUCUAUCCUCUCGCCUGUAACGGUGAUUUCAAAUGCUUUGCUCUUGACUGCGAUUUACCGUGAUCCGCUGAAAUGUUUCCGGACGCCCAUGACGUACUUCAUCGCUGGUCUUGCUGUGGUCGACUUGCUGACUGGAGCAAUUGUGGAACCGUUGUUGGCAACAUACUACUACGUGGAUUUCACGGACUUCAAGACGCCUCCGGGCGGGGCUUAUCAAUUGCUUCGCCGAAUAGCAGGGAUUAUUUCUACAGUAACAAUUACCAUGUCGUUUUUUAUUGUCCUAGCGUUGUCAGUGUGUCAGUAUAUCGCAGUGACCUACCCACACCAGUUCAAAGAAAUUAUAUCUAAAAAUCGAGUUCUGGGAUUCCUCACUGUAAGUUGCGUAUAUAUUACAACAUUCUGUAUGCUGCAAUUCACUGGGAUCGACCAAUCAACGUAUCUGAAGCUAGAUCUGAUAAUACACCCUACUCUCAUAUCAGUUAUAUUGGUGAUGGUACAAAUCAUGCUAUUUACGUCAUUCAACCGACAUCUUCAACAUAGUAACACAUUACGUAAGAAGUCAUCUUUGAAUCAUUCUAUACAGAAGAGGGCCUCUUACAAAAAAAGACUCAGCGAGCGCCAAUUUACAGUCAUGACACUUUACCUAACAGCUAUCUUGCUCGCUUCGGCCUCUUUGCACAUCAUAGUUCUCUACAUUCAUCUCUUCAAGGAGCCAAAGAGCGAGGUAGAAAACAUAAACAUUCAUAUUGGUCUCCGUAUUAGUGAUCUGAUGCUGUUCAUUAAGGUUGCGGUGGAUAUUUUUAUCUAUGCCUGGCGGCUUCCUUCUUACCGAAGAGCUCUUCAAUGCACGUUUUUUGGGAACGCGGCAGUCGCACGGUCGUCAACUUACCGCAAGAGUAGUGAAUACGCAACCGCUGGACAAGAAAAUGGGCGGCGAGGACCUGGGACUGAAAGUGCAACACUGUGA